AUGGGCCAGUGUGUCACCAAAUGCAAGAAUCCAUCAUCUACCUUAGGCAGCAAAAAUGGAGAUCGGGAUCCCAGUGGCAAAUCCCAUAGUAAGCGCAGUGGGAGCCACCGAGAUGAUCACACCCCAACUUGUGGGAAGCCUGGUGGUGACAUCCUUGUCAAUGGGACCAAGAAGGCAGAGGCAGCUUCAGAGUCAUGUCAGUUUCCAACAUCAUCUGGAGAUGCCAGGAGGGAUCCUGAGUCCAGCACUGAGGAGUCAUCCCUGCAGAGGAUGGAGGAACUAUUUAGGCGUUAUAAGGAUGAGCGGGAAGAGGCGAUUUUGGAGGAAGGCAUGGAGCGCUUCUGUAAUGAUCUGUGUGUUGAUCCCACAGAAUUUAAAGUACUAGUCUUGGCUUGGAAAUUCCAGGCUGCUACCAUGUGCAAGUUCACAAGGAAGGAGUUUUUUGAGGGCUGCAAAGCCAUAAGUGCAGACAGCAUUGAUGGGAUUUGUGCUCGGUUCCCCAGUCUCCUAAAUGAAGCCAAACAAGAGGAUAAGUUCAAGGAUCUCUACCGCUUUACAUUUCAGUUUGGCCUGGACUCUGAAGAAGGGCAGAGGUCACUGCAUAGGGAAAUAGCCAUUGCCCUUUGGAAGCUUGUUUUUACCCAAAACAACCCCCCUGUGUUGGACCAGUGGUUACACUUCCUAACAGAGAACCCCUCGGGAGUCAAGGGAAUUUCCCGGGACACAUGGAACAUGUUCCUAAACUUUACUCAGGUGAUCGGACCCGACCUCAGUAACUACAGUGAAGAUGAGGCCUGGCCUAGUCUCUUUGAUACCUUUGUGGAAUGGGAGAUGGAACGAAGGAAAAAGGGAGAGGAAACGAAAGGUCUGACGACUUCAGACACAGAGAGCCUGUGUCAAGAGGAGCAGACUUAUCAGUAUGUGUGA
Molecule: messenger RNA, 927 nt
Organism: Gracilinanus agilis (Agile Gracile Mouse Opossum)
Lineage: Eukaryota; Metazoa; Chordata; Mammalia; Didelphimorphia; Didelphidae
Gene: DCUN1D3
Product: defective in cullin neddylation 1 domain containing 3
Exons: 2
Coding region: 1-927 (308 amino acids)
Biological process (GO): positive regulation of ubiquitin-protein transferase activity; protein neddylation
Cellular component (GO): ubiquitin ligase complex
Molecular function (GO): cullin family protein binding; ubiquitin conjugating enzyme binding; ubiquitin-like protein binding
Source: RefSeq, a predicted model, not a curated record